This is a messenger RNA of Prosopis cineraria, 505 nucleotides long. RefSeq lists its product as uncharacterized. The transcript has a single exon. Lineage: Eukaryota; Viridiplantae; Streptophyta; Magnoliopsida; Fabales; Fabaceae. Bases 80 to 337 code for a protein of 85 amino acids. The record is from RefSeq and is a predicted model, not a curated record.
CUGUUUGCGAGAAUCCAAACCAAUCAACAAUUAUUAUUAUCACUCUUAAAAGUUUCAAGCUUUCAAGUUUCAAGGAUCAAUGGCUGAUAUAGCGAUGUUGGUGGCUGAAGAGUAUGAGAGGAGAAUCAAGAACGCAAAGAAGGCUCCUGCUGUUGGUGGUGGUUCUGGUGGGUCUGGCUCUGACGAACGGCGUCGUUUGGAGGUGGUUCAUUCGGUGGCUCAGGGGCUGAAGCACAUGUUUGAUGAAGAGAAGAGACAAUUUCUGAGUUAUAAUUGGGUUUCUGAACCCAGAACCCAGAUUGGUGUUGCUGCUUCUCAUAGCUUCUUCUCUGCUUGAAUUCAUCCCUUUCGUCAAAAUCUGGUGUUUGGAUUUCAGUUCUGUCAUGCUCUGCAUUUUCUGAUCCUUCCCCAGAAUUCUUGCAUAUACUUAUAGUUCCAAUCAAAGUCAAAUUUUACAUUUCCAAGUAUGAUUACAUGAGAAUCAUUCAAUCUGUGUCUUUCUCUC